Messenger RNA from Chelonoidis abingdonii (Abingdon island giant tortoise), 1228 nucleotides. The record is from RefSeq and is a predicted model, not a curated record. Lineage: Eukaryota; Metazoa; Chordata; Testudines; Testudinidae.
ACGGCCUGCACAACCGAGGACAGCAACCGGACCUGGUGCGCCACCACUUCCAACUAUGACCAGGACAAGGCCUUCAGGUUCUGCUCCGAGGAGGCCUACGGUGGGAACUCGAACGGUCAGCCCUGCUUCUUCCCCUUUGUGUACAAGAAACGCACCUUCCGUGCCUGCACCAGGUUGCAGAGCCACCUACCCUGGUGCGCCACCACAGCAAACUAUGACACGGACCAGCGCUGGAGCUACUGUCCUGACACAAUGCUUGGUGGGAACUCAGAGGAGCCCUGUACGUUCCCAUUCAGCUACAAAGGCAGAUGGUACACAGCUUGUACCAUGGUUGACAGCAAGCGGCUCUGGUGUGCCACCACAAGCAACUACGAAGCGGACCGUAAAUGGAGGUACUGUGGCACGGCAGGAGCAGGGGGAAAUUCAGACAGCUCCCCUUGCGUCUUCCCUUUCAUCUAUAAGGACAAGAUCUACCACAACUGUACGGCAGUCAAUGACCAGAUGGGACGGCCCUGGUGCGCUACCACUCCCAACUACGACAAAGACCAUCUCUGGCGCUUCUGCUUUAGCAGGGCCUAUGGGGGGAACUCAAAUGGCCAGCACUGCAUAUUUCCUUUUGUCUACAAAACUGAGCUAUAUCACAGCUGCACAAACGCUGGAGACAACAUGGGAAAUUUCUGGUGUGCCACAACCCAGAACUACAACCAGGAUAAGCAGUGGAGCUACUGUCCAGAUAUCAUCCUGGGUGGGAACGCAGUAGGAAAGGGCUGUGCUUUCCCCUUCACCUAUAAGAAGAAAAGGUACUACACCUGCACCAGUGAUGGGGAGAGCUCAGGAAAACUGUGGUGCAGCACCACCAGCAAUUACGACGUGGACAAGAAGUGGACUUACUGCCCCACGCCAGACUAUGACAAGCCCUGUGUCUUCCCCUUCAUCUACAAGAAGGUUAAAUUCCUCACCUGCACCAACCUGGCAGAGGCCAAGGGGAAGUUCUGGUGUUCCACCACAGACAACUAUGACCAGGACCAUAAGUGGAGCUACUGCCCUGCCUGAGACAGGUGACAGCUCCAGAGCUGGGAGGAGACAGAACGACGACAUUCAAUAUUAAAUGGAAGGAAUGAGCCCCGCUCUGGACACCUCUGCUCUCCCAAUAGAGAUUGCUUCUGAUGAACAGAUGCCAGUGGCAUAAUCACCCUUGAAUCCAAAUCCAAAUGUGCUCAUUUGUCUA